Mitosporidium daphniae is the source of this 936-nucleotide messenger RNA. RefSeq lists its product as uncharacterized. The coding region runs from base 1 to 936 and encodes 311 amino acids. The transcript is spliced from 3 exons. NCBI's taxonomy places the organism in Eukaryota, Fungi, Microsporidia. The record is from RefSeq and is a predicted model, not a curated record.
AUGGACUUGCGAGUAUCAAUACGAAAGCUUUAUUUCAAUCGAGUUGAAGUGUAUUAUAGGCCCGCACCUAAUUGCAACUCCAAUAAAUCCCCGUCGCUGUUGGAUGCAUUGCAAGUCAGACAGCAUUCGGCCACCGUGCUUACAAUCUCGUUUGAUACGUUGCUUACGGUUCCAGCUUUGACUCUUGAACUGCAAUGCACGUCUUCACUCUUCAAAAGGGCAUCGCUGUUCAUUGAGGAUUUUGGAAUUACCCCAAAGCAUGCUUCUGAAAGACGUCCACUCUGUGCAUUCCCUUUGUGUCUUGAAAUGGAGCACCCUUCAGAUUUGAACGAAUGGCUUACCCCUCUGAUUGCGACAUCUGAAAAUGACUGUCACUCCAUUCGUUGCUCUUGCUCCUCUGAAAACUCGACACUUGUUCUGGAGAUACCGGAAACUGAGACAAGAAUAGAGGUCCGAAAUUUGACGAUCAUCUCUGAAAGUGGUGACCAGUCGAUCGAUUUUUUAAUGGCAACUCAAGCUUGCAAGGUAUGGGGACCGAUGGUUCUGAUUUCAACGCCCUCCCCCUGUUCCUCUUCUGCCUCGUGCCACGUGAAGGUUGUUAUUGCUACAUAUCCUGUUGAAUAUGAAGCUCUCGCAUUUAAAACUAAUGUCAGCAUAUCAUCGGGGCUUUUGUUGCACACAAACGGCGAUGUAUUGACAAAUCCAACUAUAUCUCGAUCAUCGAUUGAUGCUUUUAAUGCCGAUCCGACGCUUGAUUUAUCAGAUAUCAGCCCCCUUUCUGCUGAAAGCACACCCACAAAUCCAUGGGAUAUGUCACAAUCCCCCCUAUCCACCGCAUGUCCGCGCGCUAAAAAACAAAAGAAAUCUUCGGAAUUUUCUUUCACAUCAUUUAGCAAUGAAGACUACAUUCCAUCGACGCCUCCAAAUUUGAGAUAA